UGAGAUAUUAUAAGACUAUUUUGAAAUCGCAGUAAGAAUAUUCUAAUAUAUAUUUGUAUUGUUGUGCAGAGAAGUAAAGCUUCAAGUUUUGCGGUCAAUAUAUAACGUUUCCGAGAUGGGAUUACCCUGUAUAAUUCACAAAACUAGAAUAUUUCUACUAUUUUUAGUACUUAUUAUUUCUGCUAUGCUUUGGUCGUUAUUAACCCACAUCAGUUUUCAUAGACGUCCCUCUAAUUUCCACUUUCGACAACCCGUUGAUCUGGUUCAGUCUCCAAAGGAACGAGAUUGCUCAACUGGUGAAUCUUGUCAAGGAUCGGGAACAGCUAUGAAAACAGUUUUGUUGUGGACGACGUUCUUCUCUGAAAAAAAUUAUCUUCCUUCCACAGAUAAGAUGCAGUGUGCGGAACGCAGAUGCUUGUUAACAUCGGAUCGUCGAGUUCUGAAUCAGAGUGAUGCACUGGUGUUUCACUGGGCAGAUCACCUGUUCAACGAUAUUCCAACUACUCGGCUAUCACAUCAACGAUGGAUUUUAUUCGUCCUGGAAUCCCCACACAACACUGGAUCCUUGAGUCACUUUAACAGACUGAUAAACUGGACCGCUACUUACCGGCUGGAUUCGGAUAUAGUAACUCCUUAUGGUCAUGUUCAAAAAACUAUUAAUCGUAGCGCUACCUUGGAACCUGUGCCUCGUGACCACGCUUCGAAUAAAACUAAAAUGGUGGUCUGGUUUGUGAGCAAUUGUGAAACUGUUAGUAAUAGAGAAGGCUAUGUCAGCGAAUUAAAGCAACACGUGGCCGUGGACAUAUACGGAUUAUGUGGACGUGAAAGUUGCAAACCGAGGAUGUCUAAAGCCUGUUAUAAUGAUGUAGCCAAAGAAUAUCGGUUUUAUUUGUCUUUUGAAAAUUCUAUUUGUCAAGACUACGUAACAGAGAAAUUUUUUCACAUCUUACAAACAGAUAUGGUCCCGGUGGUAUUUGGUGGCGGGAACUACAGUACUCUUGCUCCACCUAAAUCCUUUAUUAAUGCAUUGGAAUUUGCGUCACCUAAACAUUUGGCUGAUUACUUGAUAUAUUUAUCAAGGAACGCUACUGAUUAUAACAGUUAUUUUUGGUGGAAACAGACACAUGCCAUGGGUGGCUAUCAUUGGGUGUGUGAAUUAUGCCGGAAACUGCACGAUCCGACAGAAGGGCCCUCUAGCUACAAAGACAUUGAUAAGUGGUGGAAAACGCAAGCCAGUUGUAAAAGUUGGAACAAAGCCAAAGGUCUUCUGUCUGUUUGAUUUUGCUUAUAAUAAUAUAAAAAAAUGGUUCAGGUAAAAAGUACAAACUUUUAAGAAAGCAUGAUUGAUCUUAGGAUAACUAUACGUCAUUGGGUAUUUAUAUAGUGUAUCUUUAAAACCAUCUUGAAGAACUCCAUACAGCGUUAAUUGUUCAAAAGAAUUCUAGGGUGC
Molecule: messenger RNA, 1450 nt
Organism: Limulus polyphemus (Atlantic horseshoe crab)
Lineage: Eukaryota; Metazoa; Arthropoda; Merostomata; Xiphosura; Limulidae
Product: alpha-(1,3)-fucosyltransferase C-like
Exons: 2
Coding region: 116-1279 (387 amino acids)
Cellular component (GO): membrane
Molecular function (GO): alpha-(1->3)-fucosyltransferase activity
Source: RefSeq, a predicted model, not a curated record